Mya arenaria is the source of this 2535-nucleotide messenger RNA. RefSeq names its product toll-like receptor 4. Bases 104 to 2263 code for a protein of 719 amino acids. Gene Ontology annotation, cellular component: membrane. The record is from RefSeq and is a predicted model, not a curated record. The transcript is spliced from 2 exons. Gene Ontology annotation, molecular function: transmembrane signaling receptor activity; protein binding. Gene Ontology annotation, biological process: immune response; toll-like receptor signaling pathway. NCBI's taxonomy places the organism in Eukaryota, Metazoa, Mollusca, Bivalvia, Myida, Myidae.
UCAUCUGGAUAUUCUACAAACAGAGCCUAACGAGUUUUUAUGAACAAUGGUCGCAUGGAACGCUAAAACUCAUAUUAUAUAAACGCAUUUCAUUCUCAAAAAGAUGGAGUUGGAUGAUUAUAUGUUCGUUCUAGCAGUUCUUAUUGUACACGUGAACAUAUCGAUGAGCUUAUCUAGAUGUGGACCCGAACUAAAAUGUUCUUGCGUGACGAGUCCAUCAGGAACAAUUGCAAUGGAUUGUAAAGCAAGAAAAGUUAACAUUCGUCAGGUUUGCGAAAGCAUUGCGCAAAUAUACCCAAAUGUGUCGGAUCUUAAUAUUGCACGGAAUAACAUUGGUAACUUUAAUGCCGAAGACGUGAACAACUGUCGAAACAUCAGUAGUUUGAAUAUGAAUUACAACCAGAUUUCGUCACUGCAUAGUGGUGUCUUUAAGGAUUUUCAGAAUAUAUUGGCCCUUGAUUUGAGCGAUAACGUGCUCGAUAUUUUCAACAAGACGGCGUUUGACCCUGGGUUUUUUCCGUCAACUCUAAGAAUCCUCAAACUAUUUGGCAAUUUUCCAGAGGAUAACGAGAUUGAAAGGAGCUUUGACUACCCAAAUCUCACUUAUUUACAGAAACUUGAGGUGUUGGAGAUGGAUGGCAUUGAAACAGAUAUAGGUCUGGAAUAUGAAAACAGCAGCGUCAGGAAUUUAACUCUAUCAUCAAAAGGACCUUUGGGUUUCUGCUCCAUAAAGGAAAUUUUUCCGACCACAUUUUACUCGCUUGUAAAUGUACGUGUGCUAGAUAUAUCCUCGUGCAAAAUUGAAAAUAUUUACAGAGAUGCCUUUAAAAACUUGGUGAGUCUUGAAAUCCUAGACCUUUCUUUGAACAGGCGUCUUGGAUUUAGCUCCCUGAUGAACGUUUCCUAUUCGCUUCAGUUUACAAAUAUCCAGUUUCUGAAUUACUCACGGGUUUAUACAACAUUUGGCGUUGGGACCAUAAUUCUGAACAGAGAUAUAUGCUACCUUCGAAAUACAUCUCUGAAAGCAAUUGCAUUUGAUGGCAACAAGGUCCAAAUGGUAGAAAAGAACACCUUUGUAUUAUUUCCGAAGCACUUGGAAACAAUUUACGCACAAGAGAAUAAAUUCUCUUUUGGAUUAUACCUGUUUCAAUUUGGUUGCCUGGAAAACGUUCUACAAAUCGAUGCAAAUAAUCAAAACAAAAUGCACGCGCCUAUAAAAUACCUUGCGGAACCCAAAUCAAAAGACGACAACGAUCGAAGCAGGGAUUCGAAAUGUCAAUAUAUGACGGAAGAAAGUUUGAAGACCAUUGCGAAAGAAAUCCCUGACUGUACGUAUGUUCCACCAAAUGAAACAGCUGGUGAUUUAAAACCACAGUUUUCUAGGUCUCUCAAAAGAGUUUAUUUCUCCGGCUGCAAUAUGGUUUAUAACCUUGACAAAACAGAAUUCACUAUAAAUCCAUCAAAUAACUCACUGGAAGUGUUGGAUUCUUCAAAAAACGCUUAUCCUUCCUUGAGGGGCAGGAUUGGUCCAUUUCCAAAUCUAAAGUUUCUGUCGUUUUCACGUUCUUACUGUUCAUUCAUUAGUUCAGACUUUUUGUCAAUGUACAAACUUGAGAACCUUCAGCUAGAUCGAAAUUAUUUGGGAGGAAUGUUUGCACAUCCGGGAGGUGGAGACACGUUUAAAUAUCUAACCAAUUUGAAAAUGCUAAAUCUGUCAACAAACCGCAUUACACACCUCAAAAGGAGUAUAUUUAGUCGUCUCGGAAAGAUUGAAGAAAUUGACCUAAGCGGUAACAGCAUCGAACAAAUUGACAUUGAUGUACAGCCUUUAAAAAAUCUACUUCAUUUGAACUUUCGAGAUCAUGACUUACAUUUUAUUCGAGCCGAUAUAAUACCACGAUUGGAAGGCAGAGGGAUGAAGCUGUGUGUACACCAACGGGAUUUUCUACCAGGCAUACCGAUACAGGACAACAUAGUGGAUGCGAUACGCACAAGCAAGAAAACAGUGGUGAUCCUCUCUAAAGCUUUUAUAAAGAAGCAGUGGUGCAUAUUUGAGUUCAACAUGGCAAGAAUGGAAAGUAUUGGCAAUCGAGAGUGCGUGAAUGGGUGUUUAGUAAUUGUACUGUACGAGAAUGUUCCCACGAAAGAAUUACCGCUAGAAAUAAUGGAUUGGAUGGACAAUCAUUCGUACAUUAGUUAUACACGCAAUCCAGACGGGCAGCUAUUGUUUUGGGAAAAUCUGACCACAGCCAUUGAACGUUGAUGUCCAUUAUAAACUAAAUACUUGCAAGCAUUGCUAUUGUAAUUGGUUUUAUAUUGUAGUAGCUUCUCGAUAUCUUUAUCUGGUUGAAUUACAAAUACAUAUAAAUUUAUAAUAUUGAUGCUAGCAUAGUUCAAUUGCCUAUUUGUAUGUUUUAAAAUGUUUCGCCCAUGUAUCUGAUAAUGUAUUCAUGAUGGCAUCCGUACAUUAGUGUAAGGAACGUGUAUGUAAACUUAUUUGUAUGUAAAGUGUUUGAUGAUAUGAAUGGAAUGUAA